AUGACGACGCUUCUUCCGCCCCUUGAGGACGACGAAAUCGGGGGACAGCAGCCACCACAGCACCUCGACAGUACAUUAUGCAUUGCAAAAGUAGUUGUACUAUCGUGGUAAUUUGUACUUCGUGGUAUUUUUUUAUAAAAAACAAAGCAAAAGCCUGCAUUUGCAAAAAUAAACUUUCUCAGGACCAAAAACGCAAUUUGUCUUGCACUUGCUAGAUCAGGUGUUUCGGAGGUUAGAUUUGUCACGCAUGAUGAAUGCAAUUGCCAUCGGAGUGCGAUACUUUUGCAGAGGAUAGACAGCGGCCAACAUUGAGAGCAAUGCUCUUGGUCUCCUGCACGAGGACAAUCACGCGGGUGCAGGAAUAAAUGGAGGUGAGAACAAUAGUAAUCAAAACCUCCUUGAAGUUGACCACGCCACCGCUCCAGCAACCGCCACUUACACUACUAUCAUCCAGCGAGCACGGCAGGCGGACCCCAACUCCCAGCACGCGCUGGGCGUGCGAAACUUUACGGACGCCGUGGCGCCGGCACCCGCGAUCGUGCCUGGGCUGUUGGAACAUACCUUCGAUCAGGCGCUGGUCGAAGCCAUGCAGCGGGCAAAGACCCUGGACAAGAGCAAGUACGAACAAAUUCAGCGCAGAGCGGUAGAGUAUUAUCAGAUCCCUGUCGGAAAAUGGGCGGAAUACCUCUCGCCCAUAAAGAACCGGGUGACCUUUUUCACGUACUAUAUUAAUUCAUCGUGUUUUUGGCUUUGUGCAGAAGAGUGAAUUUGUUGAUACCAUUCCUGCUCCAUGAUAAGUACCAGCCUUAGAGUUUGACCAGAUAGAAGGAGAAGCAAGUGCUGCCCCAUGUUUGUAGUUGUCAAAGGAUGAUUAGCCAAAAAGCGCCAGGUCGAACUAGUUCUACGAUCACGUCCACUUGUUCAACUUCUUGCUACCAAAAUACAGGACAACUGCUCCAUAAAUAACGACCUCCCUCACUACAUAAAAUAAAAACCACACAACUACCAACCAGUUGGCUGAUGGGUCUCCCGGCCAGCUUUCACAAGGCGCCGAAAGAUACGCGUGCCCUGCACAAGUUCAUCGAGGCAAAGUGCAUGCUGAAGCACAAAAGCAUCGAGGCGCAGCACAAGAUGUCGAUGCGGAAAACGAUAGACUACGUGUACCACAAAACAAAAGCGGCGUUUAAGGACAACGAGCAGUACAAGAUAAACGGGUUCUGGAAGGAUUUUCUGGACAAUCCGAUAGGCGCGAGAAAGUGCGCGGAAUUUGUAGACGACCAGAUAAGGUACAAAAAUUAAUAACGCAUAGCUUCAUUUCGUUAUUUUCGUAAUUCAUUGCAAAUCCAAGGGCAACGCAAUUCCAAAAGUUUUUGUCAUUGUUUCGACGGAUGACUAAAUGGAAAACCACAUGCACAAAAAUAUACAACCUCCGCUGCAGGCUGUGCGUGACGAAGCAUAAGCAGAACAUGCUCUCUUCUGGCAAACCGAUCCCAGAAAAUAAGUUUACCGCCGAACAGCAAGCGAGGAUAGAGGGCAUUCGCGAAAAGUUCGGGUUAGAAAAAGAGGAACCAAAAAAGAAAGGUACUGAAGAUUUUUGUGAAGCCGAAGAAGUACUGAAGAUUCGUGACGUAGUUGUCGUCGAAGAAGAUCAAGAUGUCGAUGUGAAAUUGUAAAACUUCUCCUGUGCGAUGACUUCUAUGCCUAUUGUAAAAAUACAGCCCAGUUAUAACAAUUACAGGUAGUAGCUCCAGCACCGCUUUGACGAAUGCGAAUUUGAAAAUGCUUCCGGAGCAGAAGCGCAUGGUGAAGCGCGCACCCCCGGCCCCUCCCGCAGCGGCGCCUGGCGCCGGCCGGCCCGCUCCCCCGCCACCAAAAGUCGCGGCCGAGAAGAAGAAACCACUCACGGCCGCGGAGCUGCUAGGCGGCGGCGACAGUACGGGGAAGAGCAACGUGAACAUCAAUAACCAGAGUUCUGGUGCUGGCGGCCACGUAGUUCUUGCCGGGGACCCUAGUAAUAACGCAGGAGGAACGGCAGGUGGUGCAGCAACAGCAUCCAGCAGUUACAACAAGAAGCUAUCAACUGCAAAAAUGUCUGGGUCUGGAAGGUUGGAACUUGUGAUGCUAACUUUGGAGUCCGCAUAGAAUCUGUAUUGCACAAACAGCAAAAGAAGUGCAAUCUGUGCUACGCGGAGAGGGCAUUUCUCAUGCUGUAUGAGCAUCAGAAAGCCCUCGCGGAAUCUCUGAUGCUAGGGCAUGCAUCACAGACCUCGUGGGUAAUGGAAAAUCUGCAUGACAAACGCCUGCAUUCAUUCUUCCAGACCCAGACAUUUUUGCAUUUGAUAGAAGCACCAGGAGAACAACAGCGUGAAGUUUUCCGUAGGCGAACUGACGGGGCCCAACUACACCGGCAGUGCGGCCGCAGAGGUGACGCCGGGCGCCGCUUUCGAGUUCACCCAGGGUGGCGCGGGCUUCGAAUUCACCCCCGCGGGCUUCGAGUUCACCCAGGGUGGCGCAGAGGACCUCAUUGAGUACACGCCGCACGGAGCACAGGGCAAGAAGGAGAAGAAAAUUUUUGGCGAGCGAAGUAAGGAUAAGAAGAUGAAGGAAGAAGAGGAGAGAAAAAGAAAUAAUAAAGACCAUCCAGCAGGAGCUCCUAACAAGGACGCGGCCACAAAUAGACAGCACGUCUCGUCUUCUUCUUUCCCCUACAACGACGUCACGGGACGCGACACGAGUAAGAAUCCCACUUACCAGCAGGCGAAGUCGGCCAACGAUCCAAUGUGGAGCAAAAUGGGCUACAGCAGCCACCUCGGUGCAGCAGGCGGGGAUCAAAAUAAAGCGGCUGGUCGUGGGGCAGCGGCAGACGAAAGUGUCAACUACGCAUUUUCCUUCGACUACGGAGCAGGUGGGGCAAGUAACAAGAUAACCAGCCCGAAGCCGGGUGCAGCUGCAAGUUCCUUUCCCGACCCGUUGGCGGCCAUGAUAAAAUCCCCCGUGAGAAAACCAGGCGGUACGCCGGAAAAGCGUGCGAAGGGUGGAGACGAUGACGCAGGCGCGAAGAAACGGAAAACCGAGGACUACAAAGCGCUGGGGAUCGACUUCGAUGAGCUGUAA
Molecule: messenger RNA, 3114 nt
Organism: Amoebophrya sp. A120
Lineage: Eukaryota; Dinophyceae; Syndiniales; Amoebophryaceae
Source: the annotation of a GenBank genome assembly